Messenger RNA from Sphenostylis stenocarpa, 1497 nucleotides. The record is from the annotation of a GenBank genome assembly. Lineage: Eukaryota; Viridiplantae; Streptophyta; Magnoliopsida; Fabales; Fabaceae.
AUGGAACCUUGGUUCUUCCUCUUACUCUCUCUAUCUGUCUGCGUCCUCAUACGACGCAUCUUCUUCUCCCUUCACACCAAAACCACCACCGCCACCCCUCCCGGCCCUUUACACAUCCCAAUCAUUUCUAACAUCCUAUGGCUCACAAAAUCCUUUCAAAUCGAAUCAAUACUCAGAACCCUCCACGACAAAUACGGUCCCAUUCUCACUCUCCACAUUGGUACUAGCCCCGUCGUCUUCAUACGCGACCGCUAUCUCGCACACCAAGCCCUAGUCCAAAAUGGUUCUCUAUUCUCCGAUCGCCCUAAGGCCCUUGCCGCCGCCAAAAUCAUAACCAGCGACCAACACAACAUUAGCUCCGCCUUUUACGGCGCCACGUGGCGCACCCUCCGCCGUAACCUCACCUCCGAGAUGCUCCACCACUCCCGCGUCAAGUCCUUCUCCGGGAUUCGCAACUGGGUCCUCCACACCCUCCUCACUCACCUCAAAUCCCAUUCGCAAUCCAACAAUUCUGUCAGAGUCAUCGACCACUUCCAAUACGCCAUGUUCUGCUUGCUGGUCUUCAUGUGCUUCGGGGAACUGCUCGAUGAUGGCAAAGUCAGAGACAUCGAGCGCGUACAGCGACAGAUGCUUCUGCGUGUGACAAGCUUCAACAUCCUCAACAUCUGGCCUAGAGUCACGCGCGUUUUGUUCCGCAACCUCUGGGAGGAAUUGCUGAGGAUUCGAAAGGAGCGAGAGGAUGUUUUGAUUCCGCUUAUAAGAGCCAGGAAGCAAAAUCAAGCCACGGAAGAAGGUGUUGUUUCGUAUGUUGAUACUUUGUUGGAUUUGCAGUUGCCUGAGGAGAAACGCAACCUCAACCAAGAGGAAGUUGUGACGCUGUGUAGUGAAUUUUUAAACGCGGGUACGGAUACGACUUCCACUGCGUUGCAGUGGAUCAUGGCGAAUUUGGUGAAGUACCCGCACGUGCAAGAGCGAGUGGUGGAUGAGAUAAGGGAGGUAUUGGGUGAGAGAGAAGAGAGGGAAGUGAAAGAGGAGGACUUGCCGAAACUGCCUUAUCUGAAAGCUGUGAUUUUGGAAGGUUUAAGGCGACACCCACCUGGGCACUUUGUGUUGCCGCAUGCAGUGACUGAGGACGCGAUUUUUAACGAUUACUUGAUCCCAAAGAAUGCGACUGUGAAUUUCAUGGUGGCAGAGAUGGGGUGGGACUCUAAGGUUUGGGAGGAUCCCAUGGCGUUUAAGCCAGAGAGGUUUAUGAAAGAUGAGGGCUUUGAUAUUACUGGAAGUAAGGAGAUCAAGAUGAUGCCCUUUGGAGCGGGAAGGAGGAUUUGCCCUGCCUAUAAUCUGGCCUUGCUUCAUUUGGAGUACUUUGUGGCUAAUUUGGUUUGGAAUUUUGAGUGGAAGGUUCCAGUGGGAGGGGAUGUAGAUUUGUCAGAGAGACAAGAGUUCACUGUGGUGAUGAAAAAUGCAUUGCAGGUUCAUCUUUCUCCUAGGAUCUAG